Messenger RNA from Pyrenophora tritici-repentis Pt-1C-BFP, 1290 nucleotides. RefSeq lists its product as uncharacterized. Lineage: Eukaryota; Fungi; Ascomycota; Dothideomycetes; Pleosporales; Pleosporaceae. The record is from RefSeq and is a predicted model, not a curated record.
AUGAACAUAGCCAUGUUACCACCAACACAAUUUUAUCCAUCGUCAGACUUCGUACACAACUACUGGCAAGUACCAUACAAUAUCUUGUGGCUGCUUUGGCAUUUGUGGCUCCAGUUGCCAGACCUUCACAUCAUCGCGCUCCUUUGCCUUCCACCUUUGCUCUUCUGGGUUUUUAUAAGUCCGCUUCAAUGUGGUUUCCCCCAAGCUUACGCAUCAUGCGACUGGCGAUACUGGUCAGACUCCUCUGAGGCACGAAACGUGUCGUCUUCCUGUCCGAUCGACAAACAUCUUUUCGAGACACCUACACAGCCUGUAUGCCUGAUGGCAUACGCCAUCUUGAGCCUUGUCUUGGUUUUCUCUCUCAUCGCAUGCCGCAGUUGUCCACGAAGUCUCCUAAAAGUAUCGUUCUGGCUUCAGUUCCUCGUCACCGUCGCCAUCCGUUGCCUUUCCAGCUUUUCCGGUCUCACUACACAGCUUGGCUGGUCAGCUCUGAUCUGGAAUUCCAACUCUAUAGGCAAAUUUGUCUGGCUAUGGAUAAUGGUUGAAGCCCCCUUUUGGAAUUGGACGUACCUAGGCUUCUACGAAGACUACUACUUCCAGGAAGGCACUCGCACAGUGUAUGAUCAAGUCGGACGACCGGUCUGGAUCUUUAUAUCGGAAAAGACUGGCAAGAAGAACGAAGACACUUCGUACCACCCUUACGGGUCCAUCUUCCGCCUGUGGCGCGAUAUCGCCGUUAGACUGUCCUACUACCAUGUCAUCGACAACACCAUCCAUGUGCUUUGGUUUCGAUACUUCAACACCGAGGCCCCAUACACAACGUAUCUCAACAACUCAGAGCUCCUGACCAUGGUUCUCCUCACAACAUUAGUCACAUACACAUACGCACGUAUGCACACGCAUGUUCAUUUCGACCAUGAUGAUGAGGAAAGCGGCCUUCUCGUCGACAUUAAAAGCUCGAUCCCUUCACCCAUACAUUUGGCUUUGCGCGACCUCUUUAGCUCUGUGCCAUGGCAGCAUGACUUCCGCGCUCCCUCAGCGGUACGCUAUGGGUGCAUGGUUGUUUUCGGUGUGUUGGCAACAGGUGCCACUGCGACCUGGCAUAUCCCAGAUUUCCCAAUGUACUGGUCAGUUCUCGCAGAAUUUAUGUUUGUUGGUUGGUUACGUUCGUUUCGACAUGUAGAAGCAGGGAUGAAAAGGGUGCGUGAAGAAAAACAUCGGAGGAAAGCAGGGGGCAUAUGCGAGGAAAAGGGUCAGCAGAGGGCGACACCACCAGAUGAAUCAUGGUAG